UUUUGUUAUAAGUUUAAAAGUUUGCGGUCAUGGCCACAUUAAUUGAGCAAUUGGUAACCAAAAUGGGUUUAAUUGAUGAACCAACUAUACUAGAGAAAACUACAGAAUUGGUGAGACUAUUAGAGCUGAGGUCCACUAAUGUCCCAUUGCAAAUAAAUGAAUAUGGCAAAAUUGUCUUAUGUGGUGAUAUCGCAGCUACCCUAUUAGGAAUAGCAUUUGAUAAGGAACAAGCCUUAAAAUUAUCUGGUCUACGAAAAUCUCAUUAUACCAACAACAAACGUAUGAUAGAAAAACUAUUAGAUCUCAACAAAUUGGUUGGCGUCAAUGACAUUUGCAUACAAUUGAAUCUGCAAGAGGUCAAAAAGAAGGCAGAUGAACUUCUAGAACUUUACCGGAAAGUGGUGGCCAGCGAACAAACCGAUAUCGAUGAUACACAUCCACAAUAUGCCAGUAUGGCUGUCUUCAUGGCCUGUAAAUUGUGUCAAAAGAAAGUGUCGAAAACGAAAAUAAUGCCCUUUAGCAAUUUAAGACCCACACAAUGGCAACAACUGGAACAACGUUGGGAAAAACUUAUUGCCAAACAUUAUAAAAAUACUAUGGAUAAUAAAUUGAAAGUUGAUGAGGAGUGUAAUGAUGAGAACAAAGAGAAUGGAUCGGGCAAGCAAACUAAGGGUGACGUAAAAAAGGAGCGGCGUGUCGAGAUUGAAGAUUAUGAAAAAUGGAAAAAACGUAUGUUGGAAAUGGCCCAGGCUAAAUUAAAGCAGCAGGAGGAGGAAGAAGAAGCAAGAAAUAAAGUUGAAACGUCUAAUGUGGUGGAAAAUGAACUUAUUGAAAAUAGUGAAACGGCUAUACUGGGAUGUUAA
Musca vetustissima is the source of this 863-nucleotide messenger RNA. RefSeq names its product origin recognition complex subunit 6 (gene Orc6). Gene Ontology annotation, molecular function: DNA binding. The coding region runs from base 30 to 863 and encodes 277 amino acids. The transcript has 3 exons. The record is from RefSeq and is a predicted model, not a curated record. NCBI's taxonomy places the organism in Eukaryota, Metazoa, Arthropoda, Insecta, Diptera, Muscidae. Gene Ontology annotation, cellular component: nuclear origin of replication recognition complex. Gene Ontology annotation, biological process: DNA replication initiation; DNA replication.